GCCCCACUCCAAUCCACUCCACUCCGGGAGCAGCGCGUCAGGGCUGAUGCCGGCCAAAGAUAGAUGGACUGACCGAGGGAGAAAAAAUAACCCGAAACACUGCACAACUAGAGUAAAGACAGCAGAGCUGCUCGGUGGGUACGGAGAUUGAAUAAAACGGGAGUGACGCAGCGAUCUCACCGGCGUCCGAGUCCAGGUCAGUGUCUGUUCUGGAGGCAGUCAGACACGGACAGUGGAGUGGAAAAAGCUUCGGGGAGCGGACACAACUGGAGCUCCUCUCUGUCAUCAUUAUAAAGAUCCAAGUGGACUUAGCCGGACCGUUUGGCAGAUCAGUGGCUUGUCUUAUUGUCCAGUGAUGGAUUCGCCUUCCGAUCUUUUCGAUGACUCUUCCAACCAGAUACGCAGUUUUACUCCCGGUCUCUCCUCCGCAGAUCUCCCUGGAGUUCACACUGUUCCUGCCUUUAGAGCCCCAGGUUUCCCCCUCAUCCACCAUCUUCUCCAGCCAGGUGGAGGUCCAAGGAGGAUCGGAGGGAUCCUAACAGCUAACCUGACCACGCAGAGACACAUGGAAGGCAGGAGCCUGGAGGAAGAAGGGACUGUCGGUCACAUAGAGCAUGGGAUGGAAAGAGCAGAAGAGAGGAUGAUGGAGGCAGAAGAUGACUUGGCGGAGGUGAAAAGGAAGUGUAGCGACACUGUGCUCAUGGCUGAGUGGAGUCAAGAUGUCAUGAAAGUCAAAAGGAUGAAGCUGGAGUGCAGGCAAAAAGAUAAGGAGGUGGAGGAGGGUGGAAAGAGGAGAGAAGGGAGGAGAAAGGAGAGGGAAGAGCUGAAGGAACAGUUGGAGGCGGCCAGGGAGAGACUGCAGGCCCUUCAGGAGAAAGUUUGGAAGGCGUUUGGGGAAAAAGCAGAAAAGGAGGAGAAGAAAAGGAAGUGCUUAAAUGAAAACGGAUGUGAUGGCGAUGGAGAGGGAGAUGAGGAGAUGGUGGAGGACGAGGAGGAUGUCCCAGGAGAGAUGUACGAUGAGGAGGACAUUGAUACUGCAGAGUUGGAGAAGGGAUCUUUCUCCCUUCUUUCUGUUUCCCAUUUUGACAACUUCCACAAACGAAAAGAGCAGUUGCAUAAAGACAGAGAAAGAAGGAUAGACAAACGAAGAGAUGGAGACAUGGAGGGCAUAAUGGAGGGAUCAAGGCUGUGGCUUGAAUGUGGAGGUCUGACGAGAGGAGACUGGGAUGGAGGGACUGAAGAUGAGGAUGACGAGGGAGGACAGAAGUUUGCUCAGGCACUGAAGCUGGAGCUGGGCAGCGCUGUGGCUCGAGUCAUUGACAGAGUUCUACGUCUUUACACGGAGAUGACAGAUCAUUCCUCUCCUCCUGCCGCCAUCUCUUUUCACCCAUCUGAUCAGGGGCAUGAUGGAGGGAAGGAGAGGGAAGGGUGGAUGGGACUUUUGACCAGAGGAAGGGUGGAGGAACCAAUGAAAAAGAAGGAGGACGGAGACAGAGAGCAGCAGCUUAAGAAGUUAAAAAACGGGGGCAGCCUUCCUUCUGGACCGCUGCGUUGCUCUGAACAAUCAGAUCUGCCAAUGCCAUUGGCUGUUCACAGGUCACCUGACACACGAAAGACCUUCCCUCUCCUCGGACCUCCUCUCUCCACCAACCUCAGCUCCUCUCACCCAAGCCUCCCUCUGCAUCACCCUUCUUUGACUAGACCCACUCCUCUUGCUCACCCUCCCCUCUUACCCCCAGCUUCGCAGCCCAAAGAGACCUCUUCCUCAACCUCCUUCCACCAAACUUCAUCCUCUUCUUCUUCCUCUUCAUCCUCCUUUCCUGCACCUCCCCCUCCUCCACCCCCACCUCUCCCUCUCCCAUUGCUCCACUACUCCAUGCAGCAGCUCUUUUCCCGCUCACUCCACCACCCACAACUACCACAUCUCGCUCCAUCUCGGAAGGACUACCUGAGCUCUGACCCCUUCCUGGAGUUCUCCUCUCAUGCUUCCUUCCCUCCGCUCCCUUUUCUUGGACACCUGGACCCAUCGCUGAGUCGUCAUGGAGUCAGAGAGAGGGAGAGAGGGGUGAGGGGAGAUGGGAGCAUCAGAGGAGGUGGAGGGAUGGACGGAGGAGAGCUCUACCUGACCGCUGGGGGAGUUUACACUCAGGAGGGAUUGUCUCCCUGCCAUCUGAAGAAAGCCAAACUCAUGUUCUUCUACACACGCUAUCCCAGCUCUAACACACUCAAGACCUACUUCCCUGAUGUCAAGUUUAACCGCUGUGUGACGUCCCAGAUGAUUAAAUGGUUCAGCAACUUCAGGGAGUUCUUCUACAUCCAGAUGGAGCGAUUUGCACGCCAGGCUGUCCGUGACGCUCUCACACGGGAUGGUGCUGCUCACCUGGGCCGGGAGAGUCAGCUGCGAGUGAGCCGUGAUACGGAGCUCUACCGCAUACUGAACAUGCACUACAACAAGAGCAACGUCUACCAGGUUCCAGAGAGGUUUAUCGAGGUGGCAGAAGUGGCUCUGAGAGAGUUUUACUCAGCCAUUUGGACUGGGAGAGACAGCGACCCCUGCUGGAAGAAAGGAAUAUAUAAAAUCAUCUGCAAGCUUGACAGUCCCCUGCCAGAUGCCUUCAGGAUGCCUGGCUGUCCGGUGGGCUGACAACUGAGUUGUGUUUUUCUCCUGUACAUAAACACUAAUGCAUGCUCCGCUACAUUGUUAUCAAGGCUUAAAUAAACUGUCAAACUGUGAGUGAUGGGUUUAGUCCUCAGUUUGAGGUUUAAAACCAUUAUUUAGGAUAUAAACACAUACAUCAUCAACACAAGAAAACACUGGACACACUCAGUGGUUAAAUAAGAGUCUUGUGACUGCAUUUAUCUUGCCCAUACCACCGAAUUAAAAGGGACGGAGCAGGAAUUCCUUCUGCAAACAUUCCUCUGCAGUCAGGCUGACUCCAGACCAGAGCUUUUCUAAGUUUCAGGUUUGAUAAAACUCUCCUGAAACAGAGCACUGAAACAAGCUUGUACUAUAUAUUUUGUUACAGGUUUCUCUAUAUGUGUGAGGCAGCAUUUUACUGAUGACCAGUGGAAAUGUUAGAAUAUGAUUCAUGGUUAUUGAAAUGAAAACUUGAUGUACAGUACCUUGCAAAAUUAUUCACUCCCCUUAAAAGUUUUUGUCACAUCAGCUACGAACCUCUAUGUAUUUUUUUGGGAUUUUAUGUAAUAGAUCAACAGAAAGAAGGGCAUAAUUGUGAUAAGGAAGUCAAAUGACAUGGUUUCAGACAUUUUAUUAAAAGUACCGUUAUCUUGGUACAUGUUUUAAAAAGUUAAUGUUACAACAAGUUGGACCUUUUUAGCUUGUGGUAUAAAAACAAAACUGAGAUGUUCUUAUUCAUUGGCAUGGCUUGAAUGAGUGAAGGACGGCUGUAUGUUUAGUGUCGUUCUCCUGCUGUAGUGUCUGUUGUGGUGAAGAAAGACCUACACCAAAAUGCAAAGUUCUCGAUUUACCGGUCUGUCUACGUUUAGAUCCUUACCUAUGAUCAUGAGAUAUAAAUCAUGACCAAAAGAAGGAGAUCCAGGGUUGAAAUGUGCUUCCUCUGGAGGGUGGCUGGAAAACGUAUAUCACCCUCCUUUAACUUCACACUUAUGUACUACUUUUUGCUGCCAUAUCACAUGCAAUCCCAAAGAAAUACAAUUACAUUCCUGGUUGCAACGUGGGAAAUUGUGAAAAUAUUCAGAGUAUAUUUGCAGGGGUAUAUCCUGUGUCUGGGUUUGUUUGCUGUCAUCAGAACAUGCUUUUCUAAUUUGCAAUCUUCAAUGAAAAGCGUUGUUAGUGAUGCUGGACAAAUCUUCGAUUAUUAUAAGAGUCUAGAAAUAAAGUUGAUUAUCUUUCAAAGCACAGACGUGUCACUCAGUCAGUCCUUUGCGUCUUUGCUGUGUGUAAUUAUUGUACAGCGUUGGUGCAUGUUAAAUAAAACUGUACUCACCAUGGAAAUCUGGUAAGACAUAUUAAAUAUGACAUAGCGGUAAAUUCAUGUUUUGGUGUUUCUUUUUAUGUACACUUACUGUUGAUAUAUUUUAUAUUCUUUUAAUGUGAAGCUGAAGUAAAACAGUUAAAAUAUCCAAACAUUUGUUUUACAGAAUUGUUGCUUUUUUUCUUUAACCUGGUAUAUUGUGACUAUUUAAUCUAAAAUCAAAGAUAGAUUUUGUUGCUGUAAUUAUUCGUGAUGUGAAUUCAAGUGCGUGUUUCCCAGAUUUGUAAUUUGCAUUUUUUUUCUUUACAUUGUACAGAAUGUGCUGCAGUCUCUGCUGUAGAUCUGUGCCUCAUUCAAACUUCAAUUAAUCUCGAUGUCUUAUCCGCAAAUUAAAGUGAUACCAAGCUCA
Messenger RNA from Girardinichthys multiradiatus, 4365 nucleotides. It is a transcript of the gene prox3, whose product is annotated as prospero homeobox 3. Gene Ontology annotation, molecular function: RNA polymerase II cis-regulatory region sequence-specific DNA binding; DNA-binding transcription factor activity, RNA polymerase II-specific. The transcript has 7 exons. Gene Ontology annotation, cellular component: nucleus. Gene Ontology annotation, biological process: regulation of transcription by RNA polymerase II. Bases 356 to 2644 code for a protein of 762 amino acids. The record is from RefSeq and is a predicted model, not a curated record. Lineage: Eukaryota; Metazoa; Chordata; Actinopteri; Cyprinodontiformes; Goodeidae.